Messenger RNA from Emys orbicularis (European pond turtle), 1338 nucleotides. RefSeq names its product vasoactive intestinal peptide receptor 1 (gene VIPR1). Gene Ontology annotation, cellular component: plasma membrane. Gene Ontology annotation, molecular function: G protein-coupled peptide receptor activity; vasoactive intestinal polypeptide receptor activity; peptide hormone binding. Gene Ontology annotation, biological process: cell surface receptor signaling pathway; adenylate cyclase-modulating G protein-coupled receptor signaling pathway. The record is from RefSeq and is a predicted model, not a curated record. NCBI's taxonomy places the organism in Eukaryota, Metazoa, Chordata, Testudines, Emydidae. The coding region runs from base 1 to 1338 and encodes 445 amino acids. The transcript is spliced from 13 exons.
AUGGAGCCGCCAGCAGCCUGCCUUUGGUUCUCGGUGCUCAGCUGCCUCCUCGCCUGGGUGUCAAGCACACAUCCUGAGUGCAUCAUCAUGCUGGCGAUCGAACACGAGCAUGAGAAAUGCCUGGCAGACUCCGGCCUGGACAAUCAGACAGUAGGUUGCGGAAGGAUGUGGGACAACAUAACCUGCUGGCCCUCAGCAGCAGUGGGAGAAGUUGUGGUGAUCCCAUGCCCAACAUAUUUUAUCUUCUUCUCCAGUUCUCUGGGUAAUGUGACCAGGAACUGCACAAGCCAAGGCUGGGCAGACAUGUAUCCUGCCCCCUAUGCAGCAGCUUGUGGGUACAAUACCAACAGCACUCCAGUAGAAGAGACGACGUUCUAUGGCACAGUGAAGACCGGUUACACCAUUGGACAUAGUUUAUCUCUCAUUGCUCUCACUGCUGCUAUGAUCAUUUUGUGCCUCUUCAGAAAACUGCACUGCACUCGAAAUUACAUCCACAUGCAUCUCUUCAUGUCUUUCAUCAUGAGAGCCAUUGCAGUCUUCAUAAAGGACGUCAUCCUCUUUGAGAGCGGCGAGUCUGACCACUGCUCUACGAGUUCAGUGGGCUGCAAGGCCGCAAUGGUUUUCUUUCAGUACUGCAUCAUGGCCAACUUCUUCUGGCUGCUGGUGGAAGGCUUAUACCUGCACACCCUUCUGGUCGUCUCUUUCUUCUCAGAGAGGAAGUACUUCUGGUGGUAUAUCCUGAUUGGCUGGGGUGCACCAUCGGUUUUCAUCACAGCCUGGACUCUCAUCAAGGUUCACUAUGAGAACAUCGGGUGUUGGGAGGACAUAGGCGAGUCCCGGUACUGGUUGAUCAUCAGAGCGCCUAUUGCGGUUUCUAUUUUGGUGAACUUCAUCCUCUUCAUUUGUAUUAUCCGGAUCCUAUUCCAGAAGCUGCAUUCCCCAGAUGUCGGGCGCAAUGAAACCAGCCAGUACUCGAGACUGGCUAAGUCCACCCUGCUGCUGAUCCCGCUCUUUGGCGUCCACUACAUUGUGUUCGCCUUCUUCCCCGACAACUUCAAAAUGGAGAUAAAGCUCGUCUUCGAGCUCGUGCUCGGCUCCUUCCAGGGCUUUGUGGGGGCCGUUCUAUACUGUUUCCUCAACGGGGAGGUCCAAGCCGAGCUGAAGCGGAAGUGGCGCAGGUGGCACCUGGAGAGGUUCCUGGGCUCUGACAUGAAAUAUCACCACCCGUCCGUUGGGAGCAACGGUACCAACUUCAGCACUCAGAUCUCCAUGCUCACCAAGUACUCGCCUAAGACUCGCAGGUGCUCCAGCUUCCAAGCAGACUUCUCUCUGGUCUGA